Molecule: messenger RNA, 1725 nt
Organism: Setaria italica (foxtail millet)
Lineage: Eukaryota; Viridiplantae; Streptophyta; Magnoliopsida; Poales; Poaceae
Exons: 1
Coding region: 286-1560 (424 amino acids)
Source: RefSeq, a predicted model, not a curated record
AUCAUUUUCAUUUGAAUAUUCUCACGCCGGCAAUUUGGAUCUUUGUUCAUGGCAGGAUCAACCCAGGACGAAGGAAAAUAACUCUUGUUGAUUGUCCUCAAAUGACCUCAACGUCUUUACUUGGUUCAUUGGAGGACCAGCCAAGUCGAAGGUUGUCUCGUCCUCCUUUCAGUUAAUUCAGUGCAUCCAAUCAAAUCCUUGGUCCACUAUCAGUUCACCCGAAACUUGAAUACAUAGGUUUUUCGUUCAGAUGUUCCCAACUCCCUACCCCCUACGUGCUCUUCUAUGGGAAAUUAUUUCAAAUGGCUUUGGCGUCCCCAAAUCUUCCACUCCCUUCAGCUCCGCACCCCAAAACCCUCCAUCCCCUUCCUCCCUUCGCCGCCUCUGGCGUCGCGGGCUGGCCGGAUCCUCCCCUGCCUCGAAGCCACGGAGCCGCCGGAUCGCACGCCCCCGGCCCUCACCAGCGGCCUCCGCGCCGACCUCGCCCGCCGGUACCACCGCUCCAUCCAACCGCCCCUACUUCUCGGCUUCAUCAGCGCCGCAGGCUUCCAACCUGCCGAGGCGCCCCAUCCCUCGGCCGCCGCCGCCCGCGCGGUCGCAGGCGCCGCCGACUUCUCCUUCGACUUCGUCCCUCGCCCCACCAGCUUGAACCACCGCUGGCAUCCGUGCGAUGUCCGCGACGGCCGUGUCCUCGUCGACUGCAGGCGCUUCACGGAAGACGACGACGAGGAGGAGCGCUUAUCCUUGGACCUCGCGGUGUGCGACCCCUUGUCCAGGCGAUACCUGCUGCUGCCUCCCAUGACCGAUGACCUGCUCGCCUCCGUCGGCCUCCGAAACCAAGACAUGUUCAAUUCCGGUGCCUCCUUUAUCCCUUCUGAAGAUAUGGAGGACGAGACAUCAUUCAGUGUGAUGUGCUGGAUGCAUUCCAAGACCAAGUUUGUGGUAUUUUUCUUCUCUUCAUGCUCUGGCCAUCGCCACUGGAGUGUUGGUGCAUCUACCAGUUGGGAUGAUCUAGGCUUGCACGAACAAGUCGACUCGCUGGGUUCAUGCCAAUGCGUGUAUGGCUGCUUCUAUUGGAAACUGAACUACACAAACAAGCUGCUCAAGCUUGACAUGAGCACUAUGGAGUUAUCCACAUGUGACCUCCCUCCUGAUCAUGAGGAUGGGGAUAUCGUCAUUGUGGAGUCAGGGGAAGGCAAGGUUGCGAUGUUUAGUCAACUUGGUGCAGGCAGAUCAGUGGAUUAUUACAACCUUUUGCAAGAUGGCACUGAGAAGUCCCAUGAGUGGCAUAUCAAGGGUACCAUCCCAUUGCCAGCCCAGUAUACUAGUGAAUUCUACAUUAGUGGUCCAGCUGAAGGAUGCAUUUUUCUAGCAGGCACUCAAAAAGAACAGGAUGCGGUACAUUCAGUGUUCUUCUCACUUGAGAUUAAGUCUUUCAAAAUUGAGAGGGUCAGUAGGAAAACCUUUGCCUUUCGCUAUGCCCUUCCGUAUUUUGGAUUCCCGCCAUCUAUGACUCUAAGAAGAAUUCAAGGAUAUGAAGUGGUAAGAGUUUUAUCAUAAGUGCUUGCUGGCCUUUUACAUUUCACAGACCUUUAAGUUUCUAUCACAUACUCACAUGACUGUGAUGCAGGAAUAACUUUAAUUUUGUAGUGCACAUUCUAGGCAUUUACACCUUUUGAUGCUCAACAUUGAUUGUGGCUUUUCUAGAUCAUUCUGGUCACCACG